GCCCCGCAGGUGAAGAUGGAGGCCAUCAAGAAGAAGAUGCAGAUGCUGAAGCUGGACAAGGAGAACGCCUUGGACCGGGCUGAGCAGGCAGAGGCUGAGCAGAAGCAGGCAGAGGAGAGGAGCAAACAGCUGGAGGAUGAGCUGGCGGCCAUGCAGAAGAAGCUGAAGGGGACGGAGGACGAGCUGGACAAAUACUCAGAGGCCCUGAAAGAUGCCCAGGAGAAGCUGGAGCUGGCUGAGAAGAAGGCAGCAGAUGCUGAGGCAGAAGUUGCGUCCUUGAAUCGCCGUAUCCAGCUGGUAGAGGAGGAGUUGGACCGAGCCCAGGAGCGUCUUGCCACAGCUCUGCAGAAGCUGGAGGAGGCAGAGAAAGCUGCAGAUGAGAGUGAAAGAGGCAUGAAAGUGAUUGAAAACAGAGCUCUGAAGGAUGAAGAGAAGAUGGAACUGCAGGAGAUCCAGCUCAAGGAGGCCAAGCACAUUGCAGAAGAGGCUGACAGGAAAUAUGAGGAGGUUGCCCGGAAACUGGUGAUCAUUGAAGGAGACUUGGAGCGCACUGAGGAAAGGGCUGAGCUUGCAGAGUCUCGUUGCCGGGAAUUGGAUGAACAGAUUCGAUUGAUGGACCAGAAUGUGAAGUGUCUGGCUGUUGCUGAAGAAAAGUACUCUCAAAAAGAGGAUAAAUAUGAAGAGGAGAUUAAGAUCCUGACAGACAAACUUAAAGAGGCGGAGACCCGUGCAGAAUUUGCUGAACGAUCAGUAGCCAAACUGGAGAAGACCAUUGAUGACUUGGAAGAUGAGCUCUAUGCACAGAAACUGAAGUACAAAGCUAUUAGUGAGGAAUUGGACCACGCCCUCAAUGAUAUGACUUCCAUAUAAAUCUGUGAUUCCAAACUCCACUUUGGAUUUGCCUCUGCCUCUGCUUGGUGGCUUGUUCUGCAUCUGCACUCUUCACUAUGCUCUUUCUGCUACUCUCUGAAUUCCAGUGCCCUUGUCCAGUUAGGCUGUAUGCAGGGCAUCCCUGGGAAUAAACACUGAAUGCACUGAAACUCAGGAGCAGUUGUGCUGCAUUUGCCCUCAAACAAAGCUUCCUCUGUAUGACCUAUUGUGCCAGACACUGCUGUGCUCAGAGGGGCUCCUGUUUCAGUAUGUCUGGGUACAGGGGCUGAGUGUAGCAGGGGGUGUUUUUGUUCUCAUCUGCAUAUUUCAUGUAGAGUCAAAAGCUCCUUUUGUACUUCCUAUUGCUUGAGCAUGAUGUCACUCUAAGGAACAACUUGAUGUAUACAUUGAUGAUGAGUGAAAUGGCUGGUGCUGCUGAGCCAUGGAUUUCUGGACUUGCUGCCUGAUGGUAACAGUUUGUUGCCUCCAGGCCCAUGUAACUCCCCUGUGUCCGUGGAAUAUAUAGACAUUGAUGCACGAAGUUCUUCCUUCUGCUGUUUAUGUUCUUGGCUCACAUGUCUGAAUUGCGUAUCUGCAAACAAUACAAAGUGCUGAGUGCUCCAAAGGACUGAAUGGUUCCUUGGAGUUGUAGCAGGAAAUCUGAAGCUGCAUUUGUAUCCUGGUCUUGGUAGUUAAUGGCUUUAUCACACCUGAUUCCCCUUUAGGAUGCAGUCAGCAUUGGAGCAAUCAAAUGCUGGCUCACUGUGAAGUCACUAUGUACACCUUGUCUGCUUUACCCUGGUCAGUGAUCCACUUGGCUGGAUGCGAAAGUUAACAAACAUAGGAAAGCACAUAUAUGAAUUCCAGCUGGACAGGAUUGGUCAGAUGCUAAAGCUGUACCAGUAGCUGCACUGAAUUUUACUUGUGUGGAGACCAAGAUCCUGGCUUCUGUAGUGCAAAAUGUCCAUCUGAGGGGUGUAGAAGCUAAUGUAGGAAAUCCAUACAUGCCUCUUGGCCAAAGUGCUUGGACUGCAGAUAUGGGGGAGUGUAGUGCUGGGUUCACAGCUGGUGGUAGGAACCAGUCAUGCUGCAUACAGACAUGUCAUUUGACUUGCACAAGUUACUAGAACUCUUGGAUUAUGAACACUACCCAGGUUGACAUAAUCGUGUCUGUGGCUCACCAAAUCUCUCUCCUUUCCUGUUCCUCAAAUUUUCACUUUGUCCUGGAAGUCCUGGUGUAAAGUCCAAACAUAACCCUUCAUGAGCCAGAUCUUGGUAACUGAGGCUAUGUACUCUGUAGUUCAGAAGACCCAGAAGACUUGCCCCAGCCUGCUCUCACUUUACUCUACUCUUCAGCUAUGUAGCCCCUUCCAGUUCACUCAGCUGGCUUACAGCAGCUCCCAGUCAGGAUGGUACCAUUGCAAGGAGCUGUGCAAACACAGUAAGAGUCUCUGCCCUGAAAAGGCUACAUGCUGACUUGUUGGGAAGCAGCUGUAGUGGCUUGAAGCUUUGAGAUGCUGAAGUUUGCCUGUUGCAUCAUAUGAAGACAUUGGCACUUGUAACCUUCAUGGAAGCCACCUUUAGUGUUUCUCAAACACACUUCCAACCACCCCAGUGUAAUAAAGCACAAGUAACUAGUCAUCACACUGAAAUCUUUGCCCUUGGAAACAUUCCCCGCUUGUCUGUCACCACUCCUGAAGGGAUGAGGUUCAAAGUGCCAUUGCUUCCUGCCCUUGACCUAAACGUUCUCACUUUGGGCUGGGAGGCCAAGAAACCGCCACUUCCAAUAACUUGUAUUGAAAUCAACAGCUCCAAGUAGCUCCCCUGGGGUCUGACUUUUCAAUGUAAAUUGAAACCUCCAGGGACUGGGGUGUCAGCAGGCCCCCUCCCGGCCAGUCAUGCUAGAUAUCACCUGCCAGUAGUGUUCUGAAUGGAUGCUUGGGUGCUGCAAUUCCUGGCCUGGGGUUGUGAAAGCUUUGUGGCCCAACCAGCUUGGUUGGCACAUGCACAGGUAGGCUGACAUGAGGACUAGGCUCAGCAGCUCUCCACAGAGUGGCCAGUGGAGAAAGUGACUGAAAGCCGCCUGCAAUGCUGGUGAGAGCCGCAAGGCCACCCUUGCAAGGCUGGGGGUGUUUCAUACCAGUCUAGCUGAAAUCAUGGGCUCAAGAACAAGUGCUGUCUAGCUACUGGAUUCUCCUCCCUUGGGUCUGGGCAGUAAAUAAAUGGGGGGGAGGAAUCCAUUUGGUUCCUCCCUCUGCUCCCCAGUAUGGAGAUGGCUCUGGCAGUCACCAUAAAGCCCUUCUCUGGCUCCACCACUAAAGGCCACAGGCAGUUACACUCACACUGGCAUUACAUGUUCAUGCUUUGCUCACCAGGGCACACUCAGACCUCACCAGGGUGACCAGUCUGCCCAACCAAGGGCUGAAGUGGCAGCCUGUUCUGUUUCAAGGCAGUCUGGGCUCCUGGCAGAGUGGGUCCCAGCUCCCCAUCCUCCUCUGAGAAGGGGGUGUCAGUGUGCUGGGACCUGUAGUCUAGGCUCUAUUAGAGGCCCCCUCUAGAAGACCAUAGCAUUCAGAGCACACAGCAAACACAGCCCUGCCCCCGGAAAUCUUGUCAUGGGGGACUGGCUGUAUUGGUUCCAGGUGUGGGGGCGUCUAUAGAGGCUCCAAUUAAAACUGGGAGAUUCUUGUGCUACUGUAAUCUGCUGGUCCAAGUGCCUGGGUACUGGGGACCACCACAGUGGCUGUCCAGGCCAGAGCCAUUAUGAAACCGUCUCCAUGGUCUUGAUGUCCUAACAUUAGGCUGAAGAUUAACUAGCUCAAAGAGCAGUUUGAGGGCAGAGAACACCUGUAAACCCCUAGAACAGUUCCCCUGAAGCAUGUUGCUUGAUUCAGGAGGUGAGCAAGAGGAUAGCUAGUGACUUCCCACUGACCCCAGGAUGCUGACAGGAACCUGGAAUUCCAUUCUCAAGGUGGGGUUUCAGUGGGGCUAGGAGGAGCUUGCCAUUGUCAGGCCUGCUGACUUGCCUCUCUGUAAGGGCCACAUUUUAAGGGCCUGCACUUGUACUAGGCUAGCAGCUUCUACUGACCAGUGCACACCUGUGUGAUCUUAAUGGUACAGUGCAGCUGAACAAAACCAUGCCCCCCCCCAUCCAUCCUUCCUUCCCCCAGCAAGAGGGAGUGCUGGGAGCACAGGAGUCCCUUGAGGCAGUCUAUCAAGAGAUGACUGUCCUGUGUGUGGGGUGGGAAGGUGUUUAAUCAGAGGGACUCAAGAAAGCAGUGAGCAAAGCCUGUUAAGUUACUGGGAAGGACCUAUGCCUGAGCUGGGCUCUCUUGCUACCCACAGGACCAGUCUGGUGGUUAGCUUGGCUAGUUGUGCUCUGAUAGCACAUAGCUUUGGAGCCCACUGGUCUGGUUUUGGAAAGUUGGCAGGCUCCCAUGAACUGGCUGCUGCUUGAGAAGAUCUGAGACCCUUGCUCGGAGACUUCCAGCGUCUCAGUCUGUGGUGCUGCUGGGUGCAGGGCUGGCAGGUCUCCCUCGGCACUUCUGUGGUGGAUCAUCCUGCUAUUGGUUCUGUGUUCAGCAGCAGGGUCCUGGAAUCUACCUCUGCUCCUCAGUUAGCUUUGAAAGCAGAUGAGGCUUUUGGUCCUGUGUCCAUGUUAUAAACCCAUCAUGAGUUGCUAAGCAUGACUUACUGGCAGUCAUGGACCGUGACUGCUGUCCUGCAUCCUUUCUGAGGGACACUGGGGAGCUGCCAGUGCUCAUCAGUUUCUGGUCACAUGGCUGCACUGUAAGCAAAUGGGGUUGCCUGAGUGCUAGUCUUGAUCUAGCCAUGUCCUUCCUGAAUUGUUCAGAGUCCAAAGGGUGUAUCCAAAGGCUGUCCUGUUCCUGGGCAUAAAGAACACCCAUUACCCUUCAGGCUUCAUUUUCCAGGGACAAUCCAUCUUCCUUCCUGUGCCUCCAUAAGCCCUCAUAGGACUCCUACUCUGGCCACACUUGGCUUCUACCACAGGCUUUCUGAGCUGAAAAGCAAGUCAGCAGUGCUGGUCUCCUGUCUCCAUGCCUCUGUCCGUAAAAACAAGCUGUGACUUAUCUCUAAGCCCCACAUGUUAGGGACAGGUUGUAUGACUUGCUCAUCUUGGUACUCUACUAACCUUCCCUUUCUCUUUUUCUCUCUUCCUCUUGUUUCCCCUAAUCCUCCUCCUGUUGCUGAUGCAGAGCGCCUGUACAG
Messenger RNA from Chelonia mydas (Green sea turtle), 5100 nucleotides. RefSeq names its product tropomyosin 3 (gene TPM3). The coding region runs from base 16 to 870 and encodes 284 amino acids. The record is from RefSeq and is a predicted model, not a curated record. Gene Ontology annotation, biological process: actin filament organization; muscle contraction. The transcript has 10 exons. Gene Ontology annotation, cellular component: actin filament. Lineage: Eukaryota; Metazoa; Chordata; Testudines; Cheloniidae. Gene Ontology annotation, molecular function: actin filament binding.